Messenger RNA from Carlito syrichta (Philippine tarsier), 1808 nucleotides. It is a transcript of the gene GJA9, whose product is annotated as gap junction protein alpha 9. NCBI's taxonomy places the organism in Eukaryota, Metazoa, Chordata, Mammalia, Primates, Tarsiidae. Gene Ontology annotation, biological process: cell communication. The record is from RefSeq and is a predicted model, not a curated record. The transcript is spliced from 2 exons. Gene Ontology annotation, cellular component: connexin complex. The coding region runs from base 279 to 1808 and encodes 509 amino acids.
GUGCUGUUUUGGAAGCAAGGUUGAGCAGAAAGGGAAAUGGAUUUUAGCUGAUGGCUAACUCCCUCACUGCACUGAACUGAACAGAAUCUGCUCUACACCUGCAAAGCGACACAUUCAGAGAAUAAAUUGAAGAUGGCCAUGAUAUAACUUCUAAGCAUGAUCUGCUUCUCAGAUUUACCUAAACUAAGAAAGGUUUGCUUUAAGAAAUAGUGCUCCCUUCAGAAUGGAAAAAUUCAUGUCUUCUAUUUGAUGGGGCUAAGAUGGCUGACUAAAUAAAAAUGGGGGACUGGAAUCUCCUUGGAGAUACUUUGGAGGAAGUUCACAUCCAUUCCACUAUGAUUGGAAAGAUCUGGCUCACCAUCCUGUUCAUAUUUCGAAUGCUUGUUCUGGGUGUAGCAGCUGAAGAUGUCUGGAAUGAUGAGCAGUCUGACUUCAUCUGCAAUACAGAACAACCGGGCUGCAGAAAUGUAUGCUAUGACCAGGCCUUUCCUAUCUCUCUCAUAAGAUACUGGGUUCUGCAGGUGAUAUUUGUGUCUUCACCAUCCCUGGUCUACAUGGGCCACGCUUUGUACCGAUUGAGAAUUCUAGAGGAAGAGAGGCAAAGGAUGAAAGCUCAAUUAAGAGGAGAACUGGAGUGGGUAGAGUUCGAAAUGCCUGGGGAUCGGAGGAGACUGGAGCAAGAACUUUGUCAGCUGGAGAAAAGAAAGCUAAAUAAAGCUCCACUCAGAGGAACCUUGCUUUGCACUUAUGUGAUACACAUUCUCACUCGCUCUGUGCUUGAAGUUGGGUUCAUGAUUGGACAGUACCUUUUAUAUGGAUUUCACUUAGAGCCUUUAUUUAAAUGUCAUGGCCACCCGUGUCCAAAUAUAAUCGAUUGUUUUGUAUCAAGACCAACAGAAAAGACAAUAUUCUUAUUAUUUAUGCAAUCUAUAGCCACAAUUUCACUUUUCUUAAGCAUUCUAGAAAUUUUCCACCUAGGUUUUAAAAAGAUUAAAAGAGGGCUUUGGGGACAUAAGUUGAAGGAUGAGCAUAAUGAAUUCUAUGCAAGCAAGUCAAAACAAAAUCUAGUCAAAUAUCAGAGCACAUCUGCAAAUUCAGUGAAGCGACUCCCUUCUGCUCCUGAUUAUAAUCUGUUAGUGGAAAAGCAAACACACACAGCAGUGUACCCUAAUUUAAAUUCAUCUUCUGCAUUUCAGGCAAAUCCUGACACUCACAGUGUAAAUGAUAAGAAACGCAGUACAGAUGAACAGGAAACUACAGUUUCUGAGAUUUGCACAGUUAGUACUACUUGUAGGCAUUUUCAAGACAUCGGAUCAAAUAAUAAAGAAACACACAAAAUAUGUGGAAAAGUUGGUGACCAAUUAAGGGAAAAAAGAGAAACUGAUGGCAAAGAUAGCCAAAGGAACUCUAGAGAUCACUGUUCUAUUCCAGGCGUCGCUAUAAAUCUGGACAACCACAUGGGGCAGUCACCCCAAACUGCUUGCCCCCUCCCAGCUAACUCCACUUGGAAACCGAGGUGGCUUAGAACUACAUGGAGUCACUCUACAGAAGAUAAAAACUGGGGGUCACCUCCUAAAGGUAACCUCAAGGGCCAGUUCAGAGAGGACACAAUCAGAACCCUUUCUCCUUCACAAGGAGACUCCCAGUCACUUGACAUUCCAAACACUCCUGACUCUUUGGGAGAGUUGUCCUUUGAGCUUGAGUCUGUCAGAACCUGCAAUAAACCCGCUGUUAGUCCUCCAAAUCAUAUGGCGUCCCUGAUGAACAACUUCAUUGGUAGGCGGGUUCCCACAGAUCUUCAGAUCUGA